ACCGGAACCUGUCUCUUGGGAACCUGGUCACCCUCUGAGCUAGUGGGCUUCACUUCCUGGUGUGAAAAGAAGUGGCUGCAUAGGACCAGUGCAUGGGAUGGCGCUCUCCUUACACUGAGGGAAUCUAGGUAUGCCCAGAGCCUUGCUUAUCUGUGAGGGAAGGCAAGGGAGAAGAUGGAGUCAGAGCCCCUUUACAACCUGCUGCAGCUCCCGAAGGAGGUGGAUCCGCCCACAGAGGAGGAGCUCCCACGAGGAGGAAAGAAGAAAUACCUGUCCCCCAGUUCCCGGAGGGACCCCAAGUUUGAAGAACUGCAGAAGGUGCUGAUGGAGUGGAUCAAUGCCACGCUCCUCCCGGAGCACAUCGUGGUCCGCAGCCUGGAGGAGGACAUGUUUGAUGGACUCAUUUUGCACCACCUGUUCCAGAAGCUGGCAGCCCUCAAACUGGAAGUGGAGGAAAUUUCUCUGACCUCAGCCAGCCAGAGGCGCAAGUUAGGAGUCAUCUUGGAGGCGGCCAACCAGAGUCUGCAGGUUGAAGAGCAACAGGCCAAGUGGAGCGUGGAGACCAUCUUCAACAAGGACCUGCUGGCCACCUUGCAUCUCCUGGUGGCCCUGGCCAAACGCUUCCAGCCGGACUUGCCCCUUCCAGACAAUGUCCAGGUGGAAGUCAUCCACAUUGAGAGCACUAAGACCGGCCUAAAAUCUGACAAGCUGGUGGAGCAGCUCACAGGACGCCGCUCACACAAGGACCAGCCUUCACAGGACGCCUUUGAUGAAUUAUUUAAAUUGGCUCCGGAGAAAGUGCAUGCCGUCAAAGAGGCCAUCGUGAGCUUUGUCAACGAGAAGUUGGAGCGCCUGGGCCUAUCUGUGCAGAGUCUGGACACCCAGUUUGCAGACGGCGUCAUCCUCCUGCUGCUGAUCGGACAGCUGGAAGGCUUCUUCUUGCAUCUGAAAGAAUUCUAUCUCACUCCCAGCUCUCCCACGGAAAUGCUUCACAAUGUCACUCUAGCCCUGGAGCUGCUGAAGGAUGAAGGUCUGCUUAGCCACCCUGUCAACCCUGAAGAUAUUGUGAACAAGGAUGCCAAGAGCACACUGAGGAUACUCUACAGCCUAUUCCAGAAACAUGGGCUGAGGGCAGAGGGCAACAGGGCACCCUAUGGUACCCCAAACUAGUCACCUCUGCCUCCCCAAGCCAUGUCUCAGGACCUACCACUCCUGGAGGAGCCAGAAGUCCCAGCUCCUCCCAUCCCAGCCUUGGUACUGUGGUUUGGUGACGCGCUUCCCUCCCACACCUGUCCUGCUUACAUGUACACCUGGGCUGAUACCUUUGACCCCACCGGAUGGGGAUCUGUUCUGAGCCCCACCUCUGCUUUGCUCGAUCUGUUUUUGACAGCUGUAUGAAUUGAAUUUCUGUUGAGGAGGGCACUCUGGGUGCCUGUGGAGUUCUGGGUGAGCCUUUAACUGUGGUGGAAAGACUUUGGUUCCCAGGCUAGACCAGCCCUCGACAGCUCCCAGUGUGUCGUCUAAGGCUAUACCUGGACAGUUAGUGGCUGCCCAGUCUCCCACAAAGCUGACUUUCCCCAGCCAGAGGCUCAGUGCACUCUGUCCCUGGCUGUCUACCUCCCACCUGGCCCAGGGUCGUCACCCAAAGACCAGAGCCCUUUGAGGGGGAAGUGAAUUCAGUUUCUUGUCAAAAGACCUUGACCAGACUAUCCCAGCAGUUGCAAUCCUGAGCACUGCCCCGAGCCCCAGGAAAGAGAACCUGUAGUUGGUUCGUGGGUUCAGGCUGUCCCUGGUCAUCUUUGGGGAGCCAUGGGCAUUCUGUCCUAUGAGACUUCAUGUCUCCUGCAGAGAGAAACAGCUUCAGGAACUGAGCUGGGUCCAUUUGGGCUGGAGGAGAAGCUAUUGGGGGGAGAUGCAGUGCAUGGGGUGCAGGAUUGCAAACACAUAGGGGUGCAGGGAU
Microtus ochrogaster (prairie vole) is the source of this 1960-nucleotide messenger RNA. It is a transcript of the gene Parvg, whose product is annotated as parvin gamma. The record is from RefSeq and is a predicted model, not a curated record. Gene Ontology annotation, cellular component: cytoplasm; focal adhesion; actin cytoskeleton. Gene Ontology annotation, biological process: establishment or maintenance of cell polarity regulating cell shape; substrate adhesion-dependent cell spreading; actin cytoskeleton organization. Gene Ontology annotation, molecular function: actin binding. NCBI's taxonomy places the organism in Eukaryota, Metazoa, Chordata, Mammalia, Rodentia, Cricetidae.